Molecule: messenger RNA, 285 nt
Organism: Trichophyton verrucosum HKI 0517
Lineage: Eukaryota; Fungi; Ascomycota; Eurotiomycetes; Onygenales; Arthrodermataceae
Exons: 1
Coding region: 1-285 (94 amino acids)
Source: RefSeq, a predicted model, not a curated record
AUGGACGUCGAGGUCGUCGUCUUCUUCUUUGGGGGGCAGCGAGGGAGCGAGCGAGGAGCGAAGGAGGAAGAAGAAGAGGAAGAAGAAGUUGGUUUUGGCCUUCGCGGACGAACUUUUGCUGCGACGAGAAAAAAAGAGAGGGCGCUAGGCUCCUUCGGGCAAUGUGCUAGCUGCUUUGGGAUGCUUACUCAGCGACAGGCCGCCAUCGAGCAGCCAGGCAGAUGCGACAUGCAGGGCGCGGAGGGGCGGCUAAGCUGGCAUUUCAAUGAAUUAUCCAUUUACUAA